This is a messenger RNA of Triticum turgidum subsp. durum (durum wheat), 810 nucleotides long. The record is from the annotation of a GenBank genome assembly. NCBI's taxonomy places the organism in Eukaryota, Viridiplantae, Streptophyta, Magnoliopsida, Poales, Poaceae.
AUGGGCACCUUAGCCGCGGCGAUUCCCGUGACCGCCGGGGCGACGGCGCCGUCCAGGCACGCCGGCGGAAGACGACACCGCCCCCGCGGCUCCGUCGCCGUGCGCUGCUCGUCCGCGGCCGACGAGCGGCAGGCCCUCUUCAGCCGCAUCGCCCCCGUCUACGACCAUCUCAACGACGUGCUCAGCCUGGGGCAGCACUGGACGUGGAAGCGCAUCUGCGUCUCUUGGUCAAUGGCGAAGAGAGGGGAUCGGGUUCUUGAUCUCUGCUGCGGGAGCGGGGAUUUGGCGUUCCUUCUGUCUCAGAAGGUCGGCCUAGACGGAGAGGUGAUGGGUGUGGAUUUCUCAUGGCAGCAACUGCAAACUGCUGCUAGCCGUCAGGACCAACGCUGGAAGGCUUGCUACAAGAACAUCAAAUGGAUCGAGGGCGAUGCACUUGAUUUACCUUUCACAGACCGUUACUUUGAUGCUGUUACGGUUGGUUAUGGAUUGCGCAAUGUGGUGGACAAACCCAAAGCAAUGCGAGAGAUCCUUAGAGUCCUAAAACCAGGAUCACGAGCAUCUGUUCUAGAUUUCAACAAGAGUUCGUCAUUUUUCACGGCAUCGUUACAGAGUUGGGCGAUCAAUAAUGUCGUGGUUCCUCUGGCUAGUAGCUAUGGACUUACUGAAGAGUACAAGUACUUGAAAAGUUCGAUUGCACAGUAUCUUACAGGAGAGGAGUUGGAGAAGUUAGCCAAAGAAGCGGGUUUUUCCUCCGCCAAGCACUAUGAACUUGGUGGCGGGCUCAUGGGGAACCUAGUAGCAACUCGCUGA